Molecule: messenger RNA, 4014 nt
Organism: Conger conger (European conger)
Lineage: Eukaryota; Metazoa; Chordata; Actinopteri; Anguilliformes; Congridae
Product: protein GOLM2-like
Exons: 10
Coding region: 1010-2434 (474 amino acids)
Source: RefSeq, a predicted model, not a curated record
CUCACGAAGAACUACACGUUUGGUAGAAAUGUCUCGUCUGAAAUAAAGACUGCAGCUGUCUUUAUUGGGAAAUUAACCAAGGGAUUACCCACUCGAAGAAAGAUGUUUCGAAAUGUUAGUAGUUUGCAUCAUUUAUAUUUUGCGACGACUAACUUUACUGUAAACCAUUACGAUAUAACCUGUUAGCAAAGAAACAUUAUUGGGAGUGAACUUAGCUUGGCGUCAAGGGAAACGGUUGAGAAGAGAUGCAGAGGAAGUAUCCAUAUAAACAAGGUUGUCAAAAACUAUGCUUGGACGUGACUGAGUAAUAUCAAUCUUCUGUGAGCAUAAUGCCACAUUUAACUCAGACUCUAAAGCGCAGCUAGCAAUAUUUCGCUAAUAAUGUAUGUUAGCAUGCAAGAAAGCUAACCGUGCAGCAUUGUAUCCGAAUCUUUCCAGUUAGAAGGACAAGAAACUCGCACGGCUAGCUAGUUAGAUAUUAGCUAGCUAGUGUGUAGCUGCAGGGGGAGUAGCUAGCCAGUUAGCUAGAGUUGUAAUUUGCUUUCUUUUGGCUUUCGAUCUACUUAUUUUGUUUUGAUUGAUUGCUAACCAUGCGUGCGUUGCUUAAUAGCUAACCAGCUAUUGCUAAUGCUAAGCUGCAAAGCGAGUCUGGUAUAUAUUCAGUUGAUUUUUAGCAAGCCAGCUAGUCCUUGAACGAAUCAAAUAAAUAGAUGGUUUGUGUCAAAUGUGCUGUACUUAAAUCAAGGAAGCCUUUUGAUUCGCGUGAAAUCCUGUUACUGCUGCUGCUACGAUUGAGGUGGAGGCCACGUCAGUGUCAUCGCAUUUAAGACGAGUUUUACAGCGUCAGAUCAGUUUAGGUACCACGAAUCGCCACUAUUCUAUGGACAGCCAGGCGUGGGUGAGGGUAAAAUCGAAUGUCACAAUAAGCUAGUUAGGUGUAUCAAUUUACUGACUACGGAUAGUUAGAUCUGUGUCGUGGCCCUAGGCGUCAGAUCAAAGACUUUCUCAAAUGGUGGGUUUCGGUGCAAAUCGAAGGGGAGGCCGCCUGCCGUCCUUCAUCCUGAUCGCGUUGAUGGUGGUUAUCCUGAUACUGUCAUUCAACUACUGGGCUGUAUCCAACAAGCACAGCCGCCUUUUGGAUGAGCUGGCGGAGGUGCAGACGCAGGUGAAGCGCACGGACGCAGCACGCAGCCGGCUGGAGAAGCGCAACUCCGAGCUGAUGGUGCAGGCGGACACGCAUCGGAAGCAGAUCGAUCAGAAGGACGGCGAUUACAGCGCGCUAGAGGGCAAGCUGCAGACGCGGGAGGCGCAGGUCAAAAAGUGCACAGACGAGAAGACGAAGCUGCAGAGUGAUUUCACAGCACAGAUGUCGGAGAUCCAGCGGUUGAAAGAGCAGCUGAAGGAGCUGCGGCAGGAGCUUGUGAAGCAGGAGGAGCAGCUCCGGGAGGUGAGGAGGAACAGCACUCACCUGGAGAGAAAGAUGGAGUAUGAGAGCUUGCAGUGCGGACGUCAGAUUGCCGCGCUGAAAGAGGAGUAUGAGGACAGCAAGAAGACUCUGGAACAGGAGGCAGCAAAGCUCAGACAGAACCUGCAGGAGAACCGCGUGGGCGCUCUGGUUGGAGGGCUCGCUGGCGGGGGAACGGACGGGCAGAACGGCGGAGAGCGCCACACAGAGGCCACACACCGCCGCGACAGCCCAGAGCUGAAAGAUCUGGGUAAGCCAGGCAGUGACGCAGGCAUGCCCGGCAUCGAGGACAGUGAAGUGGGGAAGAUGGAGGACGUGCCGUUCGCCUUGAGGAAGCCCGCUCUGAUGCAGAGCCCCCUGGAGGAGGGGGUGAACGCUGCAGACGAGCAGGAGCAGGAGCAGGAGGAGGGCGGGGUGGUGGGUGCGGAGCAGGACGGGGGGCCCGCGCGGGAGCUGCAGCCCGGCCCGGAGAAGGCCCCAGGGCCGCAGGCUGCAGGGGACACACCCGUCGUCCUCCUGGACGACAGCAAGGCGGCCCUGCGGGCGGAUGAGCUGGGGGAGCAGCACAGGCAGCUGAGGGCUCCUGAUGUAAAGGCGGAGGGGCAGGAAGUGAAAAGCGCUGGGCAGCCCCCGGCCCCUAUCCCCGGCCACAUCCCCCAGAACCCCAUGGAGUUGCGUCGUGCCCGAGACUCGGUGCCAGUGGACCCGCCCAGACACCGCCAGAGCCGUUUCUUUGAUGAGAACGAGUCCCCUGUAGAUCCGCAGCACGGCUCUAAGCUGGCAGACUACAACGGGGACGACGGGAACGUGGGUGAGUAUGAGGCGGACAAGCAGGCCGAACUGGCCUACAACGAGGAAGAGGACGGUGACGGUGGGGAGGAAGAUGUGCAAGAUGAUGAAGACCGGGAUCUGCAGGGAGAGAGGCCUGCAGACUACGGAAAGCGACACCAAGUCAUUGACGUCCUGUAGACCACAACAAGGCUCAAAAACAAAAAUCAACAUCAUCUGAUGGAAUGGAAAAGGCUUCUGUAAAUCAACGGAAAUGACAGGAAAAUGCACAGGAAAGCAUUCUUUUGCUUUUGCCUUUAUACUGGUGCUUUGAUGUCAUUCGUCUGCAGACUGGUUAGAGACAGUAAAGACAUGGUGGGUAGAAUUGUCCUAGACGCUUUCCACUGUAGCCAGAGAAAAUUCGCAAGAAAUGGUACCGGUCAGAAUAUGAUUCUGUAGAAUGGCUGAAACUCUACAUUCAAGUACUGUGAUCUUCAGGAGAUUAUUUUACAACCAAUCUGUCCAUCACUGUUUGAUUUACAAAAUGCAUAUUUUGUGAGAAUACAUUUCUGAUUUGAAAUGCAUAUAGACACACUGUUGUAAAUAGAUCAUGCUUUUUCAUUACAGAGAAUGGGUCUUACACUAGUAGAUGUAUAAGGGGGGUACCCAGCUGUGAGCAGGACAGUGCAGGAUGUUGGUAUGUCCAGAGCUACAGGAGCUUCGCUGUCUGGUUGGGACAGGGGACCACUGGCAGCUUGGGCCUGCGUCGGAAGCUGUCACUGACCCCAAUAUGCAGGCUCUCUAGUGUUCCAGCACAAGAAACAUUGACUAUGGCUUUUUUAGACCAGUUCUCUGGGAAGAUGCUUCUUGAUGAAGACCUGGAAUAGCUGUAUCCAGUGCAAAGCGAAAUACCGUAAAAGAGGUUUGGAACUGAGAGUUCUGUUUGUGAACUCUUGCUGGUCAAAAGGAGAAGGGCUUAAGCCCUGUGCAUGGACAGCCAAGACGUUCUCCCACAUCUCCAGGAAGCACUACUGAAAUGUUUGGACCUCAUCUCCAUCAAGAAACAAACUGCUGCAUGUAUUGGGAAAUCGCAAGCUUUGUUACCUAGUGGCUGAAAAAGAUGGCAGCAACACCUACUCCACGUUUAUAAUUAGGUUGGCAAACUCAUUGCACAUCUGGAGUUGACGCCUGUUCAGCAGCCUCCGCUACUGUGCUUUUAGAUAGUAUUCUUAGGCGUGCAUAAUGUACAUAGUAAAUAGGUCUGUGUGACAUGAACUAUUAUUCUUAACAGGUAUUUCAUUAAUGGGCCCUAAGAUAAGUAUUUCGCAUUUUUUGUAUAGAUUUCAAAAUCAGUUACAAAUGUGUGGGGCCAGCACAUUGAAUGUACCUUGGUGAGACUUUCCUUUAAAAAAAAUUUAAACGCGAUGUAAAAUAGGUCAUUAGACACAUAUACAGACCUGGCAGGGGGGUCAUAAAUAAAUAACAACGUAAGGCCAACCCGUGUUCUCUCCCACAAAGAAAAAUGUGAAAUUGUGAUCAGCUCCUGAAGGUAAUGAGAGCUUUUGUUAUCACUGUGGUGGGAACGUUAAUGUGAAUUGUGUAAUGUCUCUGGGGGGGGUCAUUCUCCUAACUUAAUACAUUGGCUUAACACUUCUCACAGUCAUGAGGGAAGGAGAACCACAUCACAUGAUUUAAUUCUCACCAUCCUAAAGAUAACACCUGUUUCUGUAUAUUCCCUGAAUGCUGUGUAAUCCUAAUUUAUUAAAAUAAGUAAUUCAUAA